AUGAAAGAAAUUAAAAAAGUGCUUAUGUUGAUCACAGGUAGUAGACAGAGGCAAACAAGAGAGCAACUUGAGUUAAUCGACUUCAAACUGCAACAGAAUAUGGCAUUGGAUAUUUCUAAGGAGAAGUUGUUAAAAUUUCAAGCUGUUAAGUCAUUCAAGUUUGCCGAAAAGGACGCUUCACCUAUAACAUCUCUGAGCUUCGAUGAUUAUGGUCAAUAUCUCUUGACCUCUUCAGCAAAUGAUAACAUGCAUCUAUACCAUGCUGUCAGCUGUAAGUUCUUAAAUACGGUAGCCUCUAAGAAGUAUGGCUGCCAUACCGCUAAGUUUACACAUGCACAGUCUGAAUGUAUAUAUUCGUCCACUAUGAAAAGUUUUGAUAUAAGGCAUCUGAAUCUUGAAACGAAUCAAUAUUUGAGAUAUUUCACAGGCCAUGGUGCAUUGGUAAGCGAUAUUCAGAUGUCUCCGCUCAAUGAUACGUUUCUCUCUGCAUCGUAUGAUGAGUCAGUUCGAUUGUGGGACUUACGAAUUUCCAAAUCACAAGCGAUUGUCCCGAGUUUAGUCCCUAGUUGUAUCGCUUAUGAUCCAAGUGGAUUAGUAUUUGCGUUAGGGAACCCAGAAAACUGCGAAAUAGGGCUCUACAAUUUGACCCAGUUGAAGAGUGGACCAUUCCUGGUCAUAAAAGUGAAGCAGAAUUUUACGCGAUGGAACAAACUAGAGUUUUCAAAUGAUGGAAAGUAUUUGCUAUUAGGAUCAUCGGUAGGAAAGCAGAUGAUAUUGGAUGCGUUCGAUGGAUCUGAACUCUUUGAAUUAGUAGGAACGAAACCAUUCCCGUUGAGAGAGUUUAUGGACUCUGGAUCUGCUUGCUUUACACCUGACGGGAAGUAUACGCUUGGUACAGAUUACGAUGGAAGAAUUGCUCUUUGGAACCAUCAUGGCUCAAUUAGUAAUAGAACGCUGAAACCUCAAGGAUAUAUACCGGCAGUACCUGAGUCGUGCCCAAGAACCAUAGCGUUCAACCCAAAGUAUGCAAUGUUUGUAACUGCUGAUGAAAACGUCGAUUUUUAUGUAUACGAAGACAGUUGA
Zygotorulaspora mrakii is the source of this 1083-nucleotide messenger RNA. RefSeq names its product WD-repeat containing protein SWD2 (gene SWD2). Gene Ontology annotation, molecular function: chromatin binding; protein binding. NCBI's taxonomy places the organism in Eukaryota, Fungi, Ascomycota, Saccharomycetes, Saccharomycetales, Saccharomycetaceae. Bases 1 to 1083 code for a protein of 360 amino acids. Gene Ontology annotation, cellular component: Set1C/COMPASS complex. The record is from RefSeq and is a predicted model, not a curated record. The transcript has a single exon.